AAAGGGAGAUAAAAAUUAGUUAAAGCGAACUGUCAAAUUUUGGGCUUCAUGCAUCUGGAACCAACCACUGGAAGCGAUCAACAAAUUCAUGUCAAUGUUUUCGAUUAGGCAGCUGGUUGACUUUUGAGAUUCGUUACGUUAGAAUUUAUCUGUGAUUCAGUUAUAAAUGAACGGUUUGGUUGUAAAUUCGCAUUGAGCAACAACUUAACGAAAAAAUAAUCAAUGGAGGCUAAGAUUAACACAAAAAUAACUUUAACCCCGGAAUCAACGAAAUAACAAACACUUUGACAAGUGAGUGCAUUGGUUGUAGGAAGCCCAAAAACUCGGAUCAAAUAUUAUGAGUGAUAACCAGUGACCCAAGUUGAACCAUGGAUUCAUAGUCAUUCCAAAAUGGGAGGGAAUUCACUACUUUCUUUUGAAAAAGAACUUAAACAUGAUGGAUGAUAAAUAUAAACUCGAAAGGCCAGAAAAAAUUCAAACAGUCGAUAAUGAUGAUCUGGAGAAUUCAGAUGAAAAUGAGAGACCCGCUGGGGAAAGGUGGGCCCCUGUCGGAGCCAAUGACGGAGAUGAUGAUUUUGGAGAUGAAUACAAAUAUUCAAACAGCAUGGAAAGUCUUGCUUGUGACACAGAGAGACUUAAAAUAUUAGAAGAAGAACAGGAAUUGCUCAACUCAUCUCUGAUUGCACUCACUACUCAUUUUGCCCAGGUUCAAUUUAGGCUUCGACAAAUAGUGGACGCUCCAGCAUCGGAAAAGGAAAAUCUGUUGAAGGAACUUGAAGAAUUUGCAUUCCGUGGAAUUCCGGAUGUUCCAAAUAAUUUGGGUUUUGGGAAUCGCAACCUUUCAUCUUCUACCCCUCCCUUGGCACACAAUCCGAGCUUAGGAAAUAACAAGAUUUCCGGAGAAAGUACCAAUGAUUUAUCUUCGUCAUCGAGGACGAUGGCUAUCAGUUUAAUAAGUGAUGGCGAAGUCGAGAGUAAGAUGGCUCUACAACGUACGAAACAACGAGAGUUGAUAGGACAGCUUAAAUUACAAUUGGAAGACCUAGAGAAAUACGCUUAUGAAACAGGGGGUGCUGGCCCACCACAGAGCGUUAUAUUAGAACGACAAAAUUUGAUAAUUAAUCAUUUAAAAGAAAAGUUGAACUUCAAUAUCGAUGAUCUUUGCAAGUUACCACUAGAUGAUCUUCGAUGGCAAGUGGAUUGUGCGAUAAGUCAAAUCGUUAGUCCGUUGAAAAUGAAGGAACAACUUGUAACUCAACUUAAGACUCAGAUAGCUGAUUUAGAACGUUUCAUAAAUUAUCUUCAAGGUGAAAUUAGUCCUGAAAGUUUAGCCUGCACUUGUGCUUGUCCGGUGCAUACUAGCGGCGGUUCAUCGUCAUACGGAAGAAGAUCUUUCAAGCAUCGAAAUGAGGAUGAGGAAGUGCAAACGAAAACAUUGAACACCAUUAGGAAGGCAGUUGCUCUACUUCACAUGUUUGCGCUAUCCCAGCUUCGGUGCACUGGUGAUCCAACAAAGAAAAACGCAAAAAAAAACUCUGUCAGAAGUUGGCGGGACCUUAGGACUCGACUCGAUGUUGCCGUCGAACAUGUUCUGUCCCAGAUAGCAGAGGCAAAACACGAAGGUAUAGAAGAGAACGAUUAUACUUCUGACUCCGAUUCCCAGGCUACGCAAUCUAGCGCUAGAUUGACUAUGGCAGUUCGAAAGCAUCUCGCUAUAAGUAUUAGGGAUCUUCUCCAUCAUGGACUAACCUCAGACAGCCAUGCAUCAAGUGUCGUUCCAUUUAUUGGAUGUUUUCCACAACGAAAUAAUACCUCAGCAAAUUCCAUGCACAUUUGGGAACUGAUUCUCAGGUACUAUGACAUAAAAAAUGGACACAGGUAUAACUCUAGCCCUGCACAGAAAUUAUCGAGGAGUUUUAACCUGGAUUUAGCUGGUGGAAGUACUGUUUCUUCAAAACAAAGCCUGUUGACCACUAUCGGGAAUAUCGUUGCUUCUCACACGCCAUACAAAAGAAGCUAUGAUUCUCACUUCAAAGCUUUUGUUUGCGCAGCUCUAAACUUGAACAAAUUGGUCUCCUGGCUUAAGUUAAUACUGCAAUCUCAGUACUUGUUGGAAAAUUAUUACAUGUCUUGGAGCUACGUAGUGAAAACAGGCUUCCAAGACGGUUUCCAUACCCUGGAUCGUCUGACUAAUCACAAAUUCGAUCUACCUGUUGACCUGGCUGUGCGACAAUUCCAGAAUAUCAAAGAUGCAUUCUGAAUAUAUACUUUACUGACCAUCAGACAUUCUAAAAAACUAAGCAAGGGCUUUUACUCCACAUACAUUGCAUCAAGACUGUUAUUGUAAUACGUAAAAACGUCAUGGACAAAUAUCAAUACCAAAGUAUACAUUUCAACAGUUUUUUAAAUGUCUUUUUAGCUGUAUUAGUUGACAGAAGCUUCACCGAAGGUAUUUUCAAAGCCAGUAGAUCAAGUUCAUGAAAUAUCCAUGCGAACUGUAACUGCUAAGAAAAUAUGUGUGUUUGUAUAUAUAUUCAAUAUUCGUACCGACGACAAUACCUGCGUUUAAUGCAAUUACAGUUAUUGCAUUUCGAGUUCCUUUUCUUAGAUUUCAAUGUUGCCUACUGUUCAAAGUUGAUAUAUGGCUUCAGUUAAUGACGACUGAAUCGACUUAUUUAUGAAAACGUUAUCUAUACAGGAAUUUGUUACAUGAAAUAAGAUAAUUUAAAAUUACAGUUAACCGUCUAAUAUGAUUGAUUGAUGGUCAAGUUUUCUCUUGACACAAAGCCUUCUGAUUGUAUUUCAGUUUACAUUCAUGACAGUUAUUUUUGCGUCAGUUAUCAUUGAUAAGUAAUUCAUUAUCUGACAUCGACCGUUCAA
This is a messenger RNA of Athalia rosae (coleseed sawfly), 2880 nucleotides long. RefSeq names its product RUN domain-containing protein 1-like. The coding region runs from base 434 to 2260 and encodes 608 amino acids. The record is from RefSeq and is a predicted model, not a curated record. The transcript is spliced from 10 exons. NCBI's taxonomy places the organism in Eukaryota, Metazoa, Arthropoda, Insecta, Hymenoptera, Athaliidae.